Messenger RNA from Equus quagga, 1149 nucleotides. RefSeq names its product M-phase specific PLK1 interacting protein (gene MPLKIP). The transcript is spliced from 2 exons. Lineage: Eukaryota; Metazoa; Chordata; Mammalia; Perissodactyla; Equidae. Bases 196 to 828 code for a protein of 210 amino acids. Gene Ontology annotation, cellular component: centrosome; nucleus; midbody. The record is from RefSeq and is a predicted model, not a curated record.
GACCGCGAGACUGCAGAGGCCAUUGUCGGGGCCGGGUGUUCGGCCCUUCCUUGCUCCUUUUUCUUCUUCCUUCCUUCACUUAAAUCCGCUCAAUCUCCACCCAAUUUGAGAACCCACUUACCCCGCCGGCUUUGGCGGAACCUUUGCGAGGCCGGAACCAACGUGCUGUGCGGCGUGGGCGGCCGGAGGACUGUUAUGGUGAAGGACCGCCAAUGCUCUGUGCAGGGUUGGUCGGGACAGUUCCGGCGGGAGAAGGCGGCGGUGAGGUCUUCGUCUGCGGCUCCUGAGAUGCACCGACAGAAUUUUCGCCCCCCGACUCCUCCUUACCCCGGCCCGGGCGUAGGAGGUUGGGGUGGCGGGAGCAGCUUCCGGGGUACCCCGGGCGGAGGCGGAGCGCGGCCGCCCUCCCCUCGGGACGGGUACGGGAGUCCGCACCACACGCCGCCAUACGGGCCCCGGUCUCGGCCCUACGGAAGCAGCCACUCUCCGCGGCCCGGCGGCAGCUUCCCGGGGGGCCGGUUCGGGUCUCCGUCCCCUGGCGGCUACCCUGGCUCCUACUCCAAGUCCCCCGCGGGGUCCCAGCAGCAAUUCGGCUACUCCCCAGGGCAGCAGCAGACCCACCCCCAGGGUUCUCCAAGGACAUCUACACCAUUUGGAUCAGGGCGUGGUAGAGAAAAGAGAAUGUCUAAUGAGUUGGAAAGUUAUUUCAAGCCUUCAAUGCUUGAAGACCCUUGGGCUGGCCUAGAACCAGUGUCUGUAGUGGAUAUUAACCAACAGUACAGCAAUACUCAAACAUGCACAGGCAAAAAAGGAAGAUACUUUUGUUAACAUUUCUGAAAUUCACCUGGAAGCUUCAUGUGUCAGGAACAUCUUGGACAGAACUUACUUGUGUAAUUAACUUGAACCCUAAGAUGGUGACUUUGAACAAUUAGAUUGGCCUUCUUGAUAUUUUUCAUCAUAUCAAGUAUUGUUGGUAUUAGGGAACACAUAUAGUAGGAUAAUUUGCGAUAUUUAGCUCUCUGGAAGUGCCUGCCACAUUUUGGAAGAUUUAUGAUUUCCAAAUAUUUAACAUUCUUGGCUAUAUAAUGGACAUUUGUCUUUUAAUGUUUUUUCAAUGUUUUAAAAUAAAACAUUUUGUCUUUCUAGCUA